This is a messenger RNA of Protopolystoma xenopodis, 642 nucleotides long. The record is from the annotation of a GenBank genome assembly. Lineage: Eukaryota; Metazoa; Platyhelminthes; Monogenea; Polystomatidea; Polystomatidae.
AUGGUUACGGCCCUUUUCGCACGCGAGCCCCACUCGGAGGCUCGUGUCUGUUUGCCUGUGUCUGCUUGCGCCUGCCACCUUGGUCGCGCACACACAACCGCAGCCUGCGCCUCUGUCUCUGUCUCUGCCUCGGACCGAGGCUGGUGCAUGCGUCCAGCCGACUGGCGUCCGCAUCGAUCGACGCCGAGUCUGGCCGCAGGACCAAGUGCACCGGGCCUCAUCGAUCGCCUGCUGCGUCCGGUCCGGCCCGGCCCGGCGUGCCGGAUCGAUGAGCCAGACCGUCUGCCCUCGGCCGCACGGACACAGAGUCCAGUCGGACGGCCCGACUCGGCUCCUUUCGGCACGAGACUCGAGACGGCGUGUGCAGACGCCGCCCAGCGAGGCGGCCCAUCUGGCAAUUGGCUUGCCGUCCGUCGGUCAGUCAGUCAGUCGGUCGGUCGGUCGGUCGGUCUGUCGAAGAGGCAAAAGCCAGACGGACUGAAUAUCUGUUGGGCCAACCAGGAGCUGGCGGGCAUAUCGAUCCAGGCGUGUCUGGACUGCUUGCUGCCGACUGCAGACUGCGCAGGCGUGCGUUUGCCGCAGUCAGGAGCGCCAGCUGAGGGUCGGUUGUCCAACAAAGCCUGUGACCAUGGCGGGCUGUGA